This is a messenger RNA of Nematocida minor, 717 nucleotides long. RefSeq names its product ubiquitin thioesterase OTU1. Gene Ontology annotation, molecular function: cysteine-type deubiquitinase activity. Gene Ontology annotation, biological process: endoplasmic reticulum unfolded protein response; protein deubiquitination. Gene Ontology annotation, cellular component: cytosol; nucleus. NCBI's taxonomy places the organism in Eukaryota, Fungi, Microsporidia. Bases 1 to 717 code for a protein of 238 amino acids. The transcript has a single exon. The record is from RefSeq and is a predicted model, not a curated record.
AUGCGCUUUAAAAUAAUAGAUGGUUCUAUGUCUUUUGUGUGCCAGAUAGAAGGAGACAGAAGAAUAGAAACACUGUAUGAGGAAGUAGAGUCUAAAAUAGGAUCCAAGAGAUAUCUCUUCAAGGGAACUCCAAAGUGUCUGGUCGAAAAGUCUAGCAAGCUAAUUUCCGAGGUCUUUUCAGACUUGGAGUGCAUAUACGCUGAAGAGUCGUCGAAAGUAGAGGGCCCUGUUGAAACAGCAACAAACACUUUGGAGAAUAAAGAAAUGGUUUUUUCUAUUUUAGAAGUGCCAAGCGACAACUCGUGUCUGUUCCAUGCCCUGAGCGAGCUCCUCAACGCAAAGAGCAGCGGGGAGCUGCGAAAGAUGGUGGCUAAUGAGAUCCUGAAAGACCCCAAGGCUUUUAGCCCGUAUAUAGAAAAAGAGCCCUUUGAGUAUUCAACGUGGAUACUGCAGCCAAACAUAUGGGGAGGAGCACCUGAAAUAACAGUGAUUUCAAAGAUAUACGGAACAAAAGUGUGCGUGAUUGACAAAGACCUGAGGGUGUACGGGUUUGGAGAAGAGUUUCGAUCGGUUGUCUAUCUUUCGUAUUCCGGGACAUACUACAACGCAGUUAUUUCGAAAGACAGAAACGGGAACAUCACCAGAAAGUUUCCAUACGGGGACAAACUAGCUGAGUCACGCGCUAAGGCGGCUGUAAGGUCUUUUUUCAGCGGCUAA